AGCUUUGCUCUUAUCUACGCGCCGAAAUACGUUCCGCAUAAAAUAUCCGUAUAAAUACCGGACGAAAUUUUGGAAAAGACACAAACCGUAAGAAGUCGAACCAACCAACAUGUUUCAACAACUGUGUCUACUCGCCUUGGUGGCGAUCGCGUCAGCGAACCCGUUGCACGAAAUCAUCCCCCUGAAUCCGUUGACACCGAGCGGACAGAUAAUCGGUGGUACGGACGUGAAAAUCGAACAGGUGCCUCAUCAGGUGUCCCUUCAAAGUUCCGGUUUCGGCUUCUGCGGUGGUAGCAUCAUCUCCGAGCAGUGGGUCGUCACCGCCGCUCAUUGCAUGGCCGCUUACCCGGCCGAUUGGGUGACCGUGAGGGCUGGUACCACCACCAAAUCGUCCGGUGGCACUGUUCACAAAGUCGCGGAAGUGAUCAUUCACGAGAAUCACGUGACCAACUGGCACGGAGUACCGGAGAACGACGUGGCCGUGUUGCGAGUGAGCACUCCCUUCAAACUUGACAAGACUCGCCAGCCCGUUAAGCUAUUCAAACAAGGAGAGGAAGCAAUGGCGGGAGUGCAAGCGAUCAUCACCGGAUGGGGCGCGAUCAGAGAGGGUUCCAGCACCACCGACGUCCUUCAAACCGUCACCGUGCCGAUCGUCUCCAAGAGUUCCUGCGACACCGCCUACAAAUCGUACGGUGGUCUUCCCACCGGACAGAUUUGCGCUGCCGUUCCCGAAGGUGGCAAAGACGCUUGCCAAGGUGACUCUGGCGGUCCAUUGACCAUCGGUGGACGUCUCGCUGGACUCGUGUCCUGGGGAUACGGUUGUGCCAGACGAGGAUAUCCCGGUGUUCACACCGAGGUUGCCGCUUACAGCGAUUGGAUCACAGCCAAGACCGGAGUUAAACUGUAAACCCUGCUUUAUCACGACCCUGUUUCUCUAACUUUAAUCCUUUCUUUAUUUUUAAUAUAAUUUUCAAUACAGCUUAAUCGAAAUAAUUGUAAUAAAGACAGCAUUCUGUAAUAAUAA
This is a messenger RNA of Osmia lignaria (orchard mason bee), 1024 nucleotides long. RefSeq names its product mite allergen Der f 3. Lineage: Eukaryota; Metazoa; Arthropoda; Insecta; Hymenoptera; Megachilidae. Gene Ontology annotation, biological process: proteolysis. Gene Ontology annotation, molecular function: serine-type endopeptidase activity. The record is from RefSeq and is a predicted model, not a curated record.